Molecule: messenger RNA, 3977 nt
Organism: Stereum hirsutum FP-91666 SS1
Lineage: Eukaryota; Fungi; Basidiomycota; Agaricomycetes; Russulales; Stereaceae
Product: calcium-transporting P
Exons: 13
Coding region: 144-3824 (1226 amino acids)
Biological process (GO): intracellular calcium ion homeostasis; manganese ion transport; calcium ion transmembrane transport
Cellular component (GO): endoplasmic reticulum; plasma membrane; Golgi membrane
Molecular function (GO): ATP binding; P-type calcium transporter activity; ATP hydrolysis activity
Source: RefSeq, a predicted model, not a curated record
GGACACGCUCGUCAUUCUUACUUUUAUCUUCUUAAUUCAUUCAUUCUGACCGACGCCCGAGGAUAUUCGUUCUGCGUUGGUGCGGUAGUAGUAACAUCUACUCACUACUCACUCCCUGCUCUAACCUCACCACAUCCACUACGAUGACCCACGCCCGCUAUCCCCCAUACACCUCCCACUCCUCAUCCUCCGCCCCACCCUCUUCCUCAACCUACACCCGCCGCGCCCUCACACGCACACCCUCCCCGCCCGCCUCAGCCUACUUCGCUCGCGAACUCGGUGAUCUCGAUUCUUCCGCUUCUGGUGCUGCAGGAGGACUCGGGGGAGGACUCGGGGGAGGACUAGGGGGAGGGGAGAGGGAGAGGGAACCACAACCGCUCAAUACAGACGCGAGGGAGCAUUUCGCGUAUAGUACGACUCUGAGACGACAUCAUCCUGACUCCCACAUUGGCAUGGGCAUCACACCGGGUAUGGGGCUAGCAUCAUUCGAUGGAUUGAGAGAUGCGGCGAACGAAGAGGGUUUAAGAGGUGUUUGGGGAAGAGUCGUGAGAGGGGUGAGGGGUUUGGUGCCGGGUGGGGAGGAGGAGAGGGGGGCGUAUAGUGUGUUGCCGAGGGAGGAGCGGGAGAGGGAGGAGCGGAGGGAGGAUAGGGAGGGGCAGAGAGAGGGUCAGGCAAGGAGGAAGGAGACGCCGUCGGCGGUGUUUGCGGGGAGGUCUGUCGAGGAAACCCUCUCCCACUUCCACACCCACCCCACCUCCGGCCUCCCCGCCUCCCUCAUCCCCACCCUCCUCUCCACACACGGCUACAACGAAUUCAGCGUCUCAUCCCCCGAACCUCUCCUGCUCAAAUUCGCGAAAACGAUAUAUGAGAGUCCGUUGAUCUUGUUGUUGUGUGGGAGCGCGAUUAUUAGUGCGGGGAUGGGGAAUGUGGAUGAUGCGGUUAGUAUUGGGGUGGCGAUUUUGAUUGUGCUGUGUGUUGGUUUCAUACAGGAACGCAGGUCGGAGAAGAGUCUCGAGGCGUUGAAUAAGCUCGUUCCGCACCAUUGUCAUAUCAUCCGCGACUCAACCUCGCACCACCUCCUCGCCAACGAAGUCGUCCCAGGCGACAUCGUAACAUUCUCAACCGGCGACCGGAUCCCGGCCGAUGUUAGGCUUGUCACUGCGGUGGAUUUAGAGAUAGAUGAGAGUAGUUUGACGGGGGAGACGGAGGCGAGGAGGAAGGGGGUUGGGAGGGUUGGGGGUGGUGGGGCGGGUGCUUUAGGUGGUCAUAGGGCUGAGAAUGGGUAUGGGAUGGGGAAUGGGAAUGUGGGAGGAGAUGGGAGUGUGAGUGGGGGGCCGUAUGCGAAUGGGAAUGGGAAUGCGAGCGGAGGGCAUGGACAUGAGGGCGUGGCGUUGGCGGAUAGGGAGUGUAUAGCGUAUAUGGGGACGUUGGUUAGGAAUGGGAGAGGUUCGGGCGUGGUCAUCGCCACAGGGGCUCAGACCGAGUUUGGCGUGAUCUUUACUAUGAUGCAGGAUGUCGAAGAGCGCCGCACGCCCCUCCAACUCAACAUGGACGAACUCGCAAAGAAACUGUCGAUCAUCUCUUUCGGCGUCAUCGGCGUCAUCUGUCUCAUUGGCGUGUUGCAGCAUCGGUCGUGGUUGGAUAUGUUCACUAUCGGAGUCUCUCUCGCCGUGGCCGCAAUCCCAGAAGGCCUCCCGAUCGUGACGACGGUGACGCUCGCGCUGGGCGUACUGAGAAUGAGCAAGCGGAGCGCGAUCGUGAAGAAACUGCAUUCGGUCGAGGCGCUCGGUUCGGUUUCGGUUAUUUGUUCGGAUAAGACUGGCACCCUGACGAAAAACGAACAAACAGUAACCGAACUCUACUCCGUCGACGAAGUCAUCCACAUCGACCCCUCCUCCUCCACGCCCAUCUCCCUCUCCCCCCGCACCCACACCCACACUCACAACAGCCGAAACAGUACCAAUAACCCAUCAACGAUCGCCCCCGCCCUGCGCAAAACACUCGAGAUCGGCGCAUUGUGCAAUAAUGCGUCCAUCGCGCGCAACGAAGAAGGCGUGUUCGUGGGCCAGAGCACGGACGUCGCGCUGUUGAACGUGUUGGGUGUGUUUGGGAUGCUCGAACCGAGAUUGGGGUUCACGAGAAAGGAGGAGAGACCGUUCAGUUCGGAGAGGAAGUACAUGGCCGUGAGCGGGACACAUACUUCACCGCCCCCGCCAGGCUCCGGGGUCCCGAAUCCCAGUGUCGCGGCCCUGAGUGGUGGCGGCGGGAAGGAAGGGAGAGAGAUGUGCUAUAUCAAAGGAUCGAUAGAGGCCAUCCUCCCAAGAUGCAAGUUCUAUCACGUCUCCGACGAAUCGACGCCCGCGCUCGAUACGAACACGCGAAACGUCAUACUCGGCAAAGCGCAGUCGACAGCAAGUCGGGGCUUGAGGGUCAUCGCGAUGGCUUAUGGAUCCGGCUCACUCAGCUCCACGUCCACAUUCACUCCCAACGGCGACUCUCGAUCCUCUUCCCCUGCACCGGGUGGUACUGCCGGUGGAGCGUCGACGGGACUGGAAAAGUCGAACCUCGUGUUUGUGGGGUUCACGGCGAUGCUCGAUCCGCCGAGGAAGGGUGUCGCGGAUGCUAUUUCGCUGUUGCAGUCGGGUGGAGUUCAGGUGGUCAUGAUCACCGGUGACGCGGAAGAGACGGCGAUGUCGAUCGCGAGGGAUUUAGGGCUUAGAGUGCCGGGUGCGAGCGCCGGGCAUCAUCAUAGUUCCAGUGCGAGUGGGCGUGUGAGAGGCAAUGGGAGUCUAAGCGGGAAUGGGAGUCUGAGUGGGAAUGGGAGCCUGAGCGGAAGUGGGACUGUGAACGUGAACGCGGGGUUCUGUUUGACGGGGAGGGAGAUUGAUGGGAUGAGUAAGGCGCAGUUGAGGGAGAGGGUCGCGGGCGUGAGCGUUUUUGCGAGGACGAGUCCGGGGCAUAAGAUGAGGAUCGUGGAGGCGUUUCAGAGUCGGGGCGCGGUCGUGGCUAUGACGGGCGAUGGAGUGAACGACGCGCCGGCGCUGAAGAUGGCGGAUAUUGGAGUGUCGAUGGGCAAGAGCGGGACGGACGUGGCGAAAGAGGCGGCGGAUAUGAUUCUUGUGGACGAUAAUUUCAGUACUAUUUUACCUGCCGUGGAAGAAGGCAAAUCCAUCUUCCAUAAUAUUCAAAACUUCCUGUCCUUCCAGCUCAGCACGGCUUGCGCUGCUUUGUCCCUCAUUACCCUCAGUACUAUGUUCGGAAUGAGCAAUCCGCUUAAUGCCAUGCAGAUUCUGUUCAUCAACAUUCUCAUGGAUGGCCCUCCCAGUCAGUCAUUAGGCGUAGACCCAGUAGACCAUGCCGUCAUGCGCAAACCACCAAGAAAGAAGAACGAGCCCAUCAUCAGCCAACGGAUCCUCUACCGCGUCCUCUUCUCGGCGACUAUCAUCGUCGUCGGCACGUUAUUCGUCUACAUGUACGCCCUAUCCGACGACCAUAUGUCGAGACGAGACCAAACAAUGACCUUCACCUCCUUCGUCUUCCUCGACCUCGUCUCCGCCCUCCAGUCCCGCGGUCUCGGCUGCGGCCUGACCCAAAACCGAAUGCUGCUCACCACCGUCUCCAUCUCCUUCCUCUCCCAGCUCGCGCUCGUCUACGUGCCCUUCAUGCAGGCGAUAUUCCAGACGGAGGCGUUGGGCAUGAACGAUCUCGUGUUGUUGUUGGCGCUGGCGACGAGCUCGGCGGCGUUGCAUGAGGCGAGGAGGAGGUACGAGAGGACGAGUUUGGCGGGGGAGACGUAUGCGAGUGGGGUGGAGGAGAUGGCUUGAGGGCUGGAAUGGGACGUGUCGGGGGUUAGGGCAGUGGUGGUUGGGCUUGGAUAGUGCGGUGGUAUUCAUAUCGUAAUUAUUGUGCAUUUUUCGAUGCGGAAGAAGUCUAGACUGUGGAAUUUUUGGAAGGAUAAAGCAAUUUCCCUUGUCGUU